AAAGUUGCUAUACCGACCGAGUUAUUAAAUUGAGUUACGUCCACUGCUCAAAGAAGCGCUAGUUUCGUUUAAAAAAUCAUUCGUAAUCAUUCGUAAAAAAUUGUAAAAAAAAUUUUGCUUGUAAUGGAGACAUAACCUCAUGAAUGCUCAUGAAUAUUCCAGUCAAGCUUCGGUUUUUUGUCAAAUAAAUUAAACAAUAUUAUUUAGAAAAUAUUGUUUAUAAAAUGCCGGACCAUUUAGGAGGUGAUAUGCGAAAGAUCAAAGAGGAGGAAAAAGAAGAAAAAGAAAUUAAAUCCCUUGAUGAUGGAGAUAUUGCAUUAUUAAAAACUUAUGGACAAGGACAAUACACAACAAGUAUAAAAGCUGUAGAGGAAGGUAUACAAACAGUUAUGAAAAGAGUCAAUGAAAUAACUGGUAUCAAAGAAUCAGAUACUGGUUUAGCACCACCAGCAUUAUGGGAUCUUGCUGCUGAUAAACAAACAUUACAAAAUGAACAGCCAUUACAAGUUGCAAGAUGUACUAAAAUAAUAAAUGCCGAUUCAGAUGAUCCAAAAUAUAUUAUAAAUGUUAAACAAUUUGCAAAAUUUGUUGUUGAUUUGGCUGAUUCAGUUGCACCAACUGAUAUUGAAGAAGGUAUGCGUGUUGGUGUUGAUCGUAAUAAAUAUCAAAUACAUAUUCCAUUACCACCAAAAAUUGAUGCAACUGUAACAAUGAUGCAAGUUGAAGAAAAACCAGAUGUUACAUAUAGUGAUGUUGGUGGAUGUAAAGAACAAAUUGAAAAACUUCGUGAAGUUGUUGAAACACCACUUUUACAUCCUGAAAAAUUUGUAAAUCUUGGUAUUGAACCACCAAAAGGUGUACUAUUAUUUGGACCACCAGGUACUGGUAAAACACUAUGUGCUCGUGCUGUUGCAAAUCGUACUGAUGCAUGUUUCAUUCGUGUUAUUGGAUCUGAGCUGGUACAAAAAUAUGUUGGUGAAGGAGCAAGAAUGGUUCGUGAAUUAUUUGAAAUGGCUAGAAGUAAAAAAGCUUGUUUAAUAUUUUUUGAUGAAAUUGAUGCUAUUGGUGGUGCUCGUUUUGAUGAUGGAGCUGGUGGUGAUAAUGAAGUUCAACGUACAAUGUUGGAAUUGAUUAAUCAACUUGAUGGGUUUGAUCCACGAGGUAACAUCAAAGUGUUGAUGGCAACAAAUAGACCAGACACAUUGGAUCCAGCUUUAAUGAGACCUGGACGUCUUGAUAGAAAAGUUGAAUUUGGAUUACCAGAUCUUGAGGGAAGAACACAUAUAUUUAAAAUUCAUGCAAGAUCAAUGAGUGUAGAACGUGACAUUAGAUUUGAAUUAUUAGCACGUUUAUGUCCAAAUAGUACUGGUGCUGAAAUACGAUCAGUUUGUACUGAAGCUGGUAUGUAUGCUAUACGUGCAAGACGUAAAGUUGCUACUGAAAAAGAUUUUCUUGAUGCUGUUAGCAAAGUUAUUAAAUCUUAUGCUAAAUUUUCAGCAACACCUAAAUAUAUGACUUACAAUUAAAUAUUAAAAAUUAAUAAUACAUUUUUUUUUUCUUUUUUUUUCGUUUUUUAUUAUUAAUUAAUGAUUUUUCAUUUUAUGGAAAAAUAUAUAUCCCAAUUUUCAUUCUGUAUUAAUCAAUUUGAGAAAUAUUAUUAAAAACUUUUAAAAUAAAGUAAAAAAAAAAAAGUAACAAG
Aphidius gifuensis is the source of this 1699-nucleotide messenger RNA. It is a transcript of the gene Rpt1, whose product is annotated as 26S proteasome regulatory subunit 7. The record is from RefSeq and is a predicted model, not a curated record. Bases 225 to 1526 code for a protein of 433 amino acids. Gene Ontology annotation, biological process: proteasome-mediated ubiquitin-dependent protein catabolic process. The transcript has 5 exons. Gene Ontology annotation, molecular function: ATP hydrolysis activity; ATP binding; proteasome-activating activity. Gene Ontology annotation, cellular component: proteasome regulatory particle, base subcomplex. Lineage: Eukaryota; Metazoa; Arthropoda; Insecta; Hymenoptera; Braconidae.